This is a messenger RNA of Odobenus rosmarus divergens (Pacific walrus), 1643 nucleotides long. RefSeq names its product pre-mRNA-splicing factor RBM22-like. Bases 11 to 1333 code for a protein of 440 amino acids. The transcript has a single exon. Lineage: Eukaryota; Metazoa; Chordata; Mammalia; Carnivora; Odobenidae. The record is from RefSeq and is a predicted model, not a curated record.
CGCUCUCAAGAUGGCGACCUCUCUGGGAUCCAACACCUACAAUAGGCAGAACUGGGAGGAUGCGGACUUCCCCAUUCUGUGUCAAACGUGUCUUGGAGAAAACCCAUAUAUCCGAAUGACCAAAGAGAAAUAUGGGAAGGAAUGUAAAAUCUGUGCCAGACCAUUCACAGUGUUUCGUUGGUGCCCCGGGGUCCGCAUGCAUUUCAAGAAAACUGAAGUGUGCCAAACUUGCAGUAAAUUGAAGAAUGUCUGUCAGACCUACCUCUUGGACCUGGAGUAUGGGCUGCCCAUCCAGGUUCGUGAUGCAGGAUUGUCUUUUAAGGAUGACAUGCCAAAGUCAGAUGUCAACAAAGAGUACUACACACAGAAUAUGGAGAAAGAAAUUUCUAACUCUGAUGGAACACGGCCAGUUGGCAUGUUGGGGAAAGCCACCUCCACCAGUGACAUGUUGCUCAAGCUGGCCCGGACCACACCCUACUACAAGAGGAAUCGACCCCACAUUUGCUCCUUCUGGGUAAAAGGAGAAUGUAAGAGAGGAGAGGAAUGUCCAUACAGACAUGAGAAGCCAACAGAUCCAGAUGACCCCCUUGCUGAUCAGAACAUUAAAGACCGAUAUUAUGGUAUCAAUGACCCUGUGGCAGAUAAGCUUCUAAAGCGGGCUUCAACAAUGCCUCGUCUGGACCCACCAGAGGACAAGACUAUCACCACACUGUAUGUUGGCGGUCUGGGUGAUACCAUUACUGAGACUGAUCUAAGAAAUCACUUCUACCAGUUUGGGGAAAUUCGGACGAUCACUAUCGUGCAAAGACAGCAGUGCGCAUUCAUCCAGUUUGCCACGAGGCAGGCUGCAGAGGUGGCUGCAGAGAAGUCAUUUAAUAAGUUGAUUGUCAAUGGCCGUAGACUCAAUGUGAAAUGGGGAAGGUCCCAAGCAGCCAGAGGAAAAGAAAAAGAGAAGGAUGGAACCACAGACUCUGGGAUCAAGCUUGAGCCCUUUCCAGGACUGCCAGGAGCUCUUCCUCCUCCUCCUGCAGCAGCAGAAGAAGCCUCUGCCAACUACUUCAACCUCCCCCCGAGUGGUCCUCCAGCUGUGGUGAACAUUGCACUGCCACCACCCCCUGGUAUUGCCCCGCCCCCGCCCCCAGGUUUUGGGCCACACAUGUUCCACCCAAUGGGACCACUCCCGCCUUUCAUGAGGUCUCCAGGACCAAUCCACUAUCCUUCUCAGGACCCUCAGAGGAUGGGCGCUCAUGCCGCAAACACAGCAGUCCCUAGCACAUUAUCACCACUCCGGGGCUUUACAGAAGAAAGGGCGCUUAAAAAUCCCAGUACAUGAAUCUUGGAAUAAAUAUAUUUUUCCUUCCUUUGUAGUUUCCAUGGUAGCUGAAUGUGUUCAGAUGUGGGCAGUCGGAGAACGACAGCCGUGCUUCCCUACACGUAUUCCAAGGAUUGAUGGACCUCAAAUAAGCUGCCAUUAACACAUCUGGUUACUACUAUAACAUUACUAAUCAAAUUUAAUGCCUGUUCUCCUUACUUCUAUGGCGAACAAGCAACUGGGUGAAUUGGAAUGUCUAACGGAGUUACCAUCCCAAUUGUAUGUUCAUUUUGUAUCUUUUUUGGGGGGAAAAAAUUGACCUGCAGUAAAA